Messenger RNA from Peronospora farinosa, 3954 nucleotides. NCBI's taxonomy places the organism in Eukaryota, Oomycota, Peronosporomycetes, Peronosporales, Peronosporaceae. The record is from the annotation of a GenBank genome assembly.
AUGCUAGAGGAUGAUGACAUGAUGGACACCUCUGUGUCGCCAAAAAGUCGUGCGUCGUCGUCCUUGGGUACGGACAAGGUGCAAGUAACGAUGUCUUCUAGACAGGUCAACGACAAGAAAGAAUCGCAAGUGAGCUCUUCCUCUUGUGAGAGUAAUACUGAGAAUACUGGACGCAGUCCACCGUUGAUGCCGCCAUGGCGGAAACGUGGCGAUAAGAGCAUGUUACCCCCUGGACCAUCGCAACCCAUCACUCAUCGGCGAUGGAAAACAACCUCUGCGUCGCCUCAUGAAUCGGCAUUGGGCGUGAUUAAGGACAAGAAGACCAUUACACUUGAAGAGUAUGAACGUCUUCAGCAUCAAUUGUUUGAAAUGGUGGAGACGACGCCCCAGAAGCAGUUGAAGAUGACACAAAGUGCUCUGGCCAACGGUCUCGAGCACCCGUUCACGCGGGGAUUCCCUGGUCCGACGUCGUUUCCAGGCUAUGUGCCUGGCUCCAAUGCAAAUCAGAAUCAUGGCGCCGCAGCCGUUCAGGACGAGAAAAAACGUGGAUCUGAGUAUACAGCGAAACAAAGCGAGACCUUUAGCAAACGUCCUAGGAAUCAUGAGAAGGAACCAGUUUCCGUCUCGGGAACCACUUUGCGCGGAAAGAUGACGCCUGAGGAACGCCUUCAUCGAAAGCCGCGUCCCUCGCGACUUUUGACUGGAACCAAGCGUAAUAUCUCUGCGCGCUACGCGUACUCUGCUGCUGUUGCGGAGACGAUUCUGUCGACGCUGAACAAGUUGCAGAGCCCACUGGAGCAAGAGGCACAGAAGCCGACGCCUUCUACGGCGACGAUGUGGGCGAAGUGUCAUUCAGCGGUUGUGGAUGGCCAGAAGAACAGCUCUAGCAACGAAAUGGAGAUUGACAGCGAUGACGUGCCCCCUCCGACAAGUACAGUUCCUCGCGUGGCAUUCCCACAGCCACAGCCUUCAAAGAAACUUGCUGAUUUGUCGUUUGGCAGCACUCCAAACACCGCGUUCGAGACGCCUCCAAAGAGCGGUAAUACUGUGUCGAACGGUGUGACCUCGUUGUUCUCGCCACAGGCGGUGGCUAUGACCCCUGCACCCAUUGCCAAGACAUCCGCACCGGAGCAGCCACAGUUCGAGACAACCGGCGAGUUUAAAUUCACGCUUCCGGUUCGUGUCAAAGAAGUGAAGCAGGCAGAAGCGGACGACGAAGAUACCCGUGUUCGAUUUGUGUUUUCUCCUCCGCUUAGUAUGCUCGAGCCACCUGUGAGGAUUUCCAACCAAAGGAAGGCUAAUAAGGAUGGCAGCGCACCUGCUCCGUUUGACUUUAUGCCAUCAUCACCCAAGAUGAAGGCGACUGCGUGGGUGGCUAAGCCAUCAACGAUGAAAGAACCCGAGGAGCGGAAAACCGACUCAAAAAAAGCUAUCGCGGCGGAGACGGCCGAGGAGUCUGUUGCUGGUUCGACGGCAGCGGCAGCGGCACCUACUGUUUCUCUUAAUAGUGGUGUGAACCCACUUGCCAGAUUUAUGCAGCUGAAACCUGGACAGUGGAAGUGUCCUGGAUGUAGCGUCUUAAACGAGGCCACGAGUGCCAAGUGUCCAUGCUGCGAAACGACCAAGCCUGGAGGCGGAGUCGCAGAAAAGACUUCUUCUGUGGCGCCGAAUGCUUCUGAAGAAAUUUCGUCAAGCGAUUUUAGCCUUGGUCUGGCCUCCGUGGAGGCAAAAAACGGUUCUGACAAGUCGGUUGCUGGCUCAAUCACGGAGAGUGGCUUCUGUUUUGGGGCCCCGUCUGUGGAAUCGAAGAAGGAUACCGAGAAGCCUGCUGCGUUGAUGUCAUCUAGUGGUUUUACUUUCAGCGCGCCUGCGGCUAGUGCGACCACCAAUAAGUUUGCCGCGAAAAUCACGUCGGAUGGAUUCAGUUUUGGAGCCCACGCUGCAUCGGAAAAACCUGUUGUUGGAGACGUAGAUUUCGGUACCGCUGCCGAAUCAAAUACGAGAGCAGAUUCUUUUGCAAGCACUGCUCCGAUCUCAUUUGGAUUCUCGGCUCCUGUAGAAAAGGCCGGCGAGGCAUCAACGAAAAUGUCUACUGGGAUCGGGAAGGCUGUUCCUGCUUCGUCUUUCUCUUUUCGCGUACCGGAAGCAUCGGAACCUACUUCAGACCAAACAUCGGCGACUACAAAGUCAAGUAGUGUCUCGAGUGGGUUCGCAUUUGGCGUCACUGGUGCCAACACUGCUGAUGGCACUAGUACGGGCAAGCGUAAGGCACCAGAGGCCGAAGUAUCGACAAACGGUUUUGCUCCGUCGUUCAACUUUGGGGCAACCACGGCUACGAGCACUGAAGCACCAAAGGCGAACACUGCGACUGGUUUUAGUUUUGGCGUGGCUACGGAGCCGAAGAAGGCGAGCCCGGAGGAGUCAGACCGUCCGACGAAGCGUUUGGCUGCGUCCACAACCGCGUCUGACUCAAAGCCUGAUGCAUCGGCUUUUACGUUUGGUGCGGCUUCGAAGCCACCUCAGGUGCCUGCCAAGGAAUCCGCCGAAACACCGUCGUUGACACCUUCGUUCAACGUUGGUGAACCUAGCAGCUUAGCAACUACACAAAAACCGGAGGAGAGGACAACUUCUGCCUUCAGCUUUGGUGUCACCUCUACCGAAGAGGCUAGUGUUCCAACGGAAGCAAAGUUUCGGGAAAUGAUGCCUCCAAAGACUGGUUUUACGUUCGGAUCGUCGUCGCCAGCAGAACCCAAACCUACCGCUGGCUUUGGACAACAUACAGAAUCUGAGGCUCGUGCGUUUUCAGUUGGUGCUUCAGCAUCCACUUCGACACCUGCUACUUCGGCGCAAGCUACAUCAACAUCUGCUUCAUCUUCUGCCGGCUUCAAUUUUGGCCAGAACACGACGGUUGCAACUAGCAAUGCCCCUGCAUUUGGCGCCGCGCCUUCUUCUUCUGCAUUUGGUUUUGGAGCGUCGAUACCGACACCGCCUCCUGCGGGCAAGUCAAGCUCCUCAAAUGCAGAGAUGUCGUCGGCUGCUGCUUCGACGAUGGCGUCUACGUUCGGCUUGUGGUCUGCCAAACCGGAGGGAUCCUCUGCGUUUGGCCAGACGCCUGCAAGCACGUCGAGUUUUGGUUCUACGUCGACGGCUUUCGGGUCAAACUCGUCUAAUGUGUUUGGAUCUGGAUCGAACGUGGGAGGCUUCGGUAGUAAGUCUAAUGCUGCUCCCUCGACGACGUUCGGUAAUUCCGUAUCGUCGGCUCCAGCCACAUCAGCGUUCUCUUUCGAAGCAUCAAGGCAAGCUCCCGCUGCAAGUGCACCUGCACCUACGGCUGCCCAGCCAGUAUUUACGUUCGGGGCGUCGAGUAAUUCAGCCCCGAGUGGAUAUGGAGCUGCGCCUGCAGUUUCGAGUGGCCCCAGCGGUGCAUUCGGCGCCCCAGUCGGUGGUUUCAGAUCUUCCAGCCCUGCGCCUGCCUUUGGUAACCAGUCUGCUCCCGCAUUUACCAGCAAUCGUCCGCCACUGACGUCCUCGUUUGGUACAGGAUUCAGCAGCGGUCCGCCGAGCUCUGGCUUCCCUACUACUAGCUCGACUCCUGCAUUUGGUGCUGCCCAAGCUGCUCCGCCUUUUGGCGCCACCCCAGCCCCUCCUUUCGGUACCGCUCCAGCUCCGCCUUUUGGCGCUGCUCCAAACACGGCUUUUGGUGCUACUCCGAACACGGCUUUUGGCGGCACUCCGAACACGGCAUUUGGCGGCACUCCAAACACGGCUUUCGGUGCUGCUCCGAACACGGCUUUCGGUGCUACUGCCUCUGCUCCUGGCUUCGGAGCUCCUACCGCCUUCGACGCCUUUGCUGACGGCGGAUUCAACAUGGGUGUCGCUCCGCAGCACGCCAAGAACAGGCGCAUUUUGAAGGCCAAGGUUCGCAACCGGCGAACGUCAUCGAAGCGAGAAUGA